Messenger RNA from Hyposmocoma kahamanoa, 5025 nucleotides. RefSeq lists its product as uncharacterized. The record is from RefSeq and is a predicted model, not a curated record. The transcript has 21 exons. Gene Ontology annotation, biological process: regulation of DNA-templated transcription. Gene Ontology annotation, molecular function: transcription coregulator activity. Gene Ontology annotation, cellular component: nucleus. Lineage: Eukaryota; Metazoa; Arthropoda; Insecta; Lepidoptera; Cosmopterigidae. Bases 34 to 5025 code for a protein of 1663 amino acids.
GUAUGGAUAUGAAUUUUUGAACAAAACAACAUAAUGGAUAAACCAAGUAAUACUGAUAACAAUUUAUCAUCUUAUAAUGCUGAUGCUGAUGAAGAUACAAAUUCUCCUAAAGCUAGACUUCGGACUCGUGGAAAGAAACGUAAACGGAAGGACAGUGAGAGCAGUAUAGAAUUUGAAGGCAUUUUGCCAGAUAAUGUUCUAGAAGUAGAAAGAAACCUGCAAGCUUCAGCCAUUAAGAAUAAUUUAGAUGAUGCUAGUGUUAAAAAGAUAUUAAAGAAAGUUGUAACCAAUGACCAUGUGCUGGCACUGGUGAAGCUUCGUGAAGAGGAGGAGCUGUCAUGUAACAUACCUGAGCAAAUAACUGCAAGACACACUAAAAUUACUAGAGCCAAGGCCAAAGAAUUAAUGAAAGUGUCACCAAAGUCUGCACCAUGGAACCUAGAGCUCACUCCGAUCAAACAUAUACCAGUAAAGACGCGACCGGAGGUGAAGGCACUUAUUGCUCAAGAGCUGCCCGAAGACGAGGAUGACGAGGAGUAUGAGCCUACUCAUGAUGACGUGCCUAGUGACGACGAUCAAGUGUCGUGUAGCGAUCUGGACUCACAGCCACGGACUCCCGCAACGCCAAGCAGUCUUCAUUCGAGCAGCCCUAGAGUCGUCAAAGACGGGCCUUUCAAAGUACCACAGAAUAUAACAACACCAUCCCGCAGAAAACUAAUAAUAGUAGAAGAGGAAGAAGAAGCUACCAUAGCCCUGAGGACACGUUCUAAACUUUCUCUAUCUGCCACUCCAAUAGAACAUAUUGAGAGCUCAUUUAUACCACCAGACGACAUACCCACCCCAGUGGGUGAUGAUUUGUGGAAUCAGUUCUUAGAGGAGUGUUUGAAUCCUGCUGAGGUCUCCAAGAAUGAGGAGGAUGAUGAGGCCGAUCCAGAAUACAAUGUUGCUGCUGAUCCUGAUGCUCAUGACGAAGACGAGGAAGCUCUUGAAAAUAGUUUAAUAAAGAUCUCUAAAAAAGAACUCAAUGACCUAGUGACAGAGUUGUUCAGCAUCUUGCCUGAAGACACCGAUGAUCAGUUAGCUGCCGACUUGGCUAAUAAUGUGCUCGCUGACCACAAUACUCCGAUUCCAAGUCAUUGGGAAAGCAAACAAGAACCAAUAUCAGAUGAAGAAACUGACAAGACUCCAAGUAGAAUUACCUUCAAGAAAAGGAACAGCGUUAGCAGUGUUUCUAUAGGAAAGAUAGAACCGGAAGAUUAUAUUGAAUUUUGUGAAAGAGAUAGUAGUGAACAAGACACGGUUGAGAAAGAGAUGCCUAGAUGUGUUACUCAUGUUAGAGAAGGGUGCAGUACACAUACAAAACCAAAGGCGACGACUAUACACAUAUCCGUAGAAGAAAAUAUAGUACCUGUGGUGACAAAAGACGACCAACUACAACCACCUCCUGUAGUGAGGGAGCUACAGGAACCUUCCCCCACGACAGAGAAGGUUACCAUUGAAAUCGAUAAAUCUGGUUGUAUGUUACCGGAACAAGUACAAAUAAUAGAACAACACCUACGUCAGCAUAUUCAACUCGCCACAUCAAACUUCUUACAGCUAUACGUUAACCCCAUACAUUGGAAUUACGCACCUUCUUAUAAGGAAUAUUUAGCGCAGUUCGAGAAAAUUCUAGAAGAUAAUCCAAAGUCUGUGGUGAAUGUAUGUAAUUUGAAACCUGCAUUGGAAUUGGUUCGAAGCUGGGAGAAAUCAGUAUCGCAAAAUACCCCUGAAAACCAGGAGAUGGUUGAGUUUAUGCAAAAGGAAGCUGAUAGGAGUCGACGUCGUAACCAAUGUAACAAUAUACACGUAGGCGACUUUCCCGAAAUGUUCAAGCGAGUGAUAGCGAAUAGUUCAGUGUUCCUCUAUCCUUAUUUGUUGCCGCCUCACCCGUAUCGACCAGACAUCCUUAAGAGGUUCAGCUACAGACGUUCUGAGGAUGAACUUAUAGUGCUCGGUCUAGAUCAAUUCUGGCGUUACAUAGAACAGAAUCCCGACCUAUUCCCCCCACCAAGCGCCAAACACCCCCGCCACCGAUGGGGUCUCACUGCCACAAUAAGAUUGGUUACCAAACACAUGUUCCCUUGGAUCACACCGCGGUGGAUGUUACUGCAUGUAUCGAAGGGUAGAAAGGACAAGGAUGGACCUAUUUAUAAUUACUUCAAGAAUGGAACAAUAGAACCAGUGAAACAUAGACUUCUACCGUUUAACCCUAACUUAACUUUAUAUGAACAGCCGGAACACGAAAUGCCUCGAAUUUGGGUCAGGUACCUUGCGAAAAGUAGUAAACGAUUCAAAGAUUUUUUGUACAAAAGAAAAGAUUGUGGCCAACCCGCAGAUGGUGUUCUAAUCGAUUUAGGAACUGUCGUAGCAACCCCACAAAAAGCAGCUCUACCUAUCGAUUUUACCAAAGUCAUUGAAUGCACUAGAGGAAAUCUUCUUCCCAAAAUCAGUGCACAAGUAUAUCGUGAUAAAUUCGAUAUUGAGAUUGAAAAUAAUGUACACAUGUCAAAUAAUGAAUCAAACCAAGCAAAUGGCAUGAAUAAUACGGGCAAAGUAAUUACAGCCCCACUUAUGCCAAAUUUCGGUAAUAUUUCAGUAACUAACGUUUUACCCGCAAAUGCUAAGGUCCUAUACAACUUAAUACCCGUUGUUAAAACUAAAAUCCCUGUAAAGAACAUUGAAGGUAAUAACGCUAUAGGUAAAGUAACUAUAACAGUCGCUUCAACAAUAGGCAAUGCAACCUUGAGUAAUGGUGUUACUAACAAUAAUGCAAAUACAACUCAAAUUUUACCCACGGGGAUUUCACAAGAGGAUAAAACUGAAAACAAUGCUAAUAAUGCGUUAACUGAUACAGGAGAUGCAAUUGAUAAAAAAGUUAUAACUGUUGUGCAAAUGGAUAACACUGUUGUAAAAGAAAUGGUGUCGAAACGCAAUGAAGAAAUUUUAAAUACUGGCAUGAACCAAAUGGUAACUGAUGCAGUGGACUCAAAAUUACUUACAAAUACUACACAAACGAUUUCAGGUGUUACAACUAACGCUUUGCCUAUAAACAAGGGAGAAAUUUGUAAAACAUGUCCAAGUAUGACACCAACAAAUAAAAUAUGUACACAUAAUGUGACAGCAAAUGUUCAAAAUGUAAAUACAAAUGAACAAAAUACUUCUAAUGCUACACCUUCAAAUAUGUAUACAUUAAUUAAAACCAGCGCAGGAUCAUACCUAAUACCUUUAUCACUGCUACAAAAAACUAAUACCGUUAAUAGUGUUACUGCUCCUAUAGUCAGUACUGGUAUAACCACAGACAAUGCAAUAAACGUUACAGUUUUAAAUAAAAAUACAACUGAAGCAAACAAACACUCACUUCCUAGAAACAAAAAUGAUUGCUUAAUUUCUGACAAUACACAUAAAGAAUUAAAAAACCAUUGCCAAUGUUGUAUCAUAUUAAGAAAGAUAUGUAAACAGAAACAAGCGUGUAUUACAGAUUAUUUUACGUUGAAUAAGAAUAAAGAAAAAACUUGCGAAUGUACUGACAGAAAAUACCCAAAAACGACUAAAAGAUUGAGAUUAUUCUUGAAAAAUUAUAAAAGUAAUAGUUGGUGUGUUCAUAAAGAGUUGCAGUCUAAGUUGAAAUUGAUCAAGAAUGAGAUGCAUGAGGAACGAGCAAGUACAAGUAAAAUAGAGUCCCCGGAGGAUGAAUACAGUUUGGAAGAUAUUGCGUUUGUCACGUCUUACCAACUAAAACUGACAACAAGAUCAAACGUAGUCCGGGACAUGGCAGCGAAAAGAAAAAUCCAAAGAAUACUUUCUAAUUUUGACCAUGAGACGGAUAGCGUUAUAAGAUUAACAGAAGAAUUGUACAAAGCGUUUGGUACCGAUCUAGUGGAUUUGUAUAAGGAGUUUCUUGGUUUUUUAACUGCUGAACAGGCUAAUAGGAUUGAUAUGUUCCGGGACUACUUUUUGCAUAGUUGUAUUGGUGACUUAAUUAAGAAAAUUGAGUCUGAAAUCUCGGACAACGAACGAAAACAUGAUGUGCUGACCUAUCUCAACGAAUUGCUAGUGGAUCGGGUAUCAACUUCUUGUCAAAUGUGCACUGGCUUGCUUGUCAAAAUGUACGGUUACCCGACACUUGCAAGACAUGUUUUUUCUUUAUUCCCGCAUCGAGCUGAUAGCAGGAAACAUAAUGUUAGUUGCAGUUCAAAAACGUCUAUUCCAAACACCAGGCAAACAAAACCCCAAGCACAAACUUCAAAACAAAGUAACUCUCAAAAUACUGUUUGUACCAUAAGACAAUCGUGUGGAAAUAAUUUAACACUAAUUCCGAACCUAGAAACGAAUACAGAUGAAGAAAUGCCACAUAAAACGACACGAAUUGACUUAUCCAAGUGUGUUGAAGAACCAAAUGCAACUAAAGACAAUCAAGUGGUACAGCCAGAAAGCACGGAAAAUAAAUCGCACAUAGAGCCUUCGAUGAAUUCAGAAGAAACAGAUGAUUUUAUAGAAGAUUCGUUGACGAUUUGUGACGACAAUUUUGUCACGAUGAAUUACGAAGCUGACAAUUCUUCCAGUGGUGAAGACGACACUGGAACCGUAUAUAAUCAAAGCAAUAGUAAUCACGGACCUAGAAAUUCCGUUAUUAAAAAUGAGGACCAACCAACUAUGAUGGACACAUCAGAAAUAACAAUUAGUAAAACCGAAGUUCAAGGUCAUAUCGAAGUUCAAGAUCAUACUGAAGAUCUACCAACAAUGGCUAUGAGUGAAGAAAUACUGGUCAAAACCGAAGUACCAGAAUGGAAACGAGAUGAAGAUAAACUUAUUUUACAAAUAUUGUUACAAUAUCUCUCCCCCAGUGAAAGAAAAGGAAAGACUAUACUGGAAAUUCUUGAUGAGAAAAAUGUGUAUCAAAUGUUAUCGGAAAGUGUAACACAUAAAACGAGAUCUGAAAUCAAAGAUAGGGUCAUGUAUUUGCUCGAUAUUCUUGUUAUGUUAUGA